UUCUUCUACCAUUAUGUAAAGUAUCCGCGAUCACAGACGAUUUGUAGAUGUUCGAACAAAAGCUUGAUGAACCAUACUAAUUUAAGUGUUUGCUAAACGUACAACUUUGUAAAAAUACCAUAAAGUAUUUUACUUUUACUACGUGAUUCAUCAACCAUAUACUGUUAGUAUAUUCAGUGCAAACAAUGUCAAACGAACCCCAAGACGUUGAUAAUUCAUUAACAGAACAAUUUUCUGUCAAUGUCGACGAUAGUUUAUUAUUUUUCUCAACUAUAGAUGAUGCCACAAAAGAAUGGCUAAAAUCCUUGAAGCAUAUAUGGCAAUUAUGGAAAAAGUGUGAUGGCAUAAGCAAAACAUUGACAGAUUAUUUUGAGAGUCUACCUAAUCCAUAUUUAAGCACAUUACAAUUACUUCUAAACACUGGAGAUUUUCAGCAUAUGAAAGCAAACUCAUCAUUGGCUUUCACAGUCAUAGAAGAGUUUGCAAAAUGGAUGGAAGUACGGAAGGAGAUAUACAAACAUUUUCUAGUUGUAGAUUUAAAAAUAGCAGCAUUUCGAUUAAUCAUUAAACAAAACAACAUGAAAUUUAUUAAAAUGGUUGCAGUUACAUAUGAUUUCAUAGAGGACAAAGAAGAAUUUCUAUCUAUAAUUACGAAAAUGAUUGAAGAAAAAAAAUACAAAGAAGCAGCACAGUAUGCAGUUAUAUUGGAAUUACAAGAUUACUUUCCAGAUCCAGAAACAUUAAUGUUACCACUUAUUCUGCAGAAUAAAUUAACUGUUGUAACUGAAUUUUUAUCAGUAUGUCCACAAAUGCAAAAAACUUUAGUCACAUAUUUAGAUAAUUUAAUUGGACCUGAUACUAUUAUGUCCAACCUACUGAAUAAAAUAAUUCUAAAAAAUAAUAUACCAGAUAUAAAAAUACCAACAUCACAAACACGACCAAUGAUUAAAUUAAUAGCACGCUUAGUCAAAUUAUAUAAUCUUCCACCACAAUGUUGUCCAAAUUUAAAUAAAAAACGAUGUGAAGGUGCUUUACAAUUCCUUAUACAUAAACGUUAUGUGGAUUGUAGUUUAAGUACUGCUAGUUGGAGAGAAAUGGUACAAGAUGCAGUGGGAGAUUGUGAAGCAUUACAAUUUGGUAUUAUAAGAAUGUUAAUUAAUGCCAAAGAUGCAAGUGAAGGUUUAUAUUGGGCUAAAAAAUUUAAUAUACCUAAAAAACAGUGGCCAUGGUCACUUUCAUAUGAAGAAGAACAAAAUGAAAAUGAAGGGGUAAAUGAAGGUGCUUCAACUAGCAAGAUGUAUGAUAGGGAAGGCAGUGAUGAUUCCAUGAAUUAUCAUGAAUUCAGAUUAUCAAAAGAUUCCAUUAAAGUAGUAGAUAAUCUUCGUAGUUUUGAAGAAUUUCUUGAUACUGGUUUAAAAGGAGUUUCGAUUGUUGGUAUUGAUUCAGAAUGGAAACCAUGUUUUGGUACAAAACAGACAGAAUUAGCUUUAAUACAAAUAGCUACAAAAACUAAUGUAUACAUCUUAGAUGUUACUACAAUAGGAAACGAAUUAUCAGAAUUAUGGACUGAGUUGGUCUUAACUCUAUUUGAAAACAAAAAUAUUUUAAAACUCGGAUUUGGAAUAGCUCAAGAUAUAACGGUCAUCCGCGGUAGUAUACCUGCACUAUCAGAAAUAAAAACAUGUGGGCAAGGGUAUUUAGAUAUAACACAUUUAUGGCAGAAAUUGGUGGAUGAUUAUCAGUUUAUAUUUCCACAUGAAAGUGAUGAUCAAUUAACCAAGAAAAAUUUGAGUAAGCUUGUAGAGCUUUGCCUUGGGCAAAAACUAAAUAAAUCUGAUCAGUUUUCUAAUUGGGAGCAAAGACCGCUAAGAGAAAGUCAAAUAACAUAUGCAGGUGCUUUAGACGCGUAUUGUUUGCUGGAAGUAUAUGUAGCUUUAGAAGCUCAAUGUGAACACUUGGAUAUACCAUUUCACGAUAUUUGUUUUGAAAUCCAACAUAUCCCGCAUCAUUCACCCAAAAAAAAUAUUAAAAAACCUGUAGAAAAGCCAUGUGCAAUUAAAAAUAAAGAUUUGAAUCCCACUAAGCAACAUAAUUACACAAGAAAAUUACCGCCAAGAUUUCAAAAACCGCAGCAUGAAAAUGGACAAUAUUUUAAUAAAUUGCAACAAUCAAUAAGACCAACAUAUUCAAAUGAACCACUUUACGAAAAUACGUUGAAACAUGUAAAAAACAGCAAUUAUAAAAGUAGAACUCAAGAAACCAGUCAACAAAUGAUUAAACAGAAAUACACGCCAGCACAUAAUUGGCGCGUCGUUUGUGAUGCAAUGUUAGGUGGACUAACCAGCAAAUUACGAAUAUAUGGUUGUGAUUGUAUUCAUAUUGCAUUAGAUCAAGGUGGAGAAAGAUCUGUUAAAUUAGCAAUGCAUGAAAAUAGGGUACUUUUAACUCGUAACAAAGGAUAUUUAAGAUUUUUUCAAUACCUACAACCAGGGAACUGUUAUCUAGUUUCAGCUGAUACCGCUGAAGAUCAAUUACGAGAAGUGAUAAAUCACUUCGGAAUUGUAAUUACACAAAGAGAUAUUUUUAGUCGAUGCCAAGCUUGUAACAGUGACGAAUUUACAAAAGUUCCAAAAGUAUUAAUGGACAAACUGAUACAGAGCUACCUUAAACUAAUACGUAAAGAUAAUUAUCGAAUACCUUCAAACACGUUGAACCUCAUCAGUAGUAUACAUCGUUCAGGAGUAACAGUAUCAAAUUCGAACGAUAAUCAUUUGCAACAUUGUAAUUUUGUAAAUAAUGAUGUGCAAUUUGAAGAUCGUACAUGGGUACUAAGCACGAAUUUUGUGAAUAUUGAUACAUGUUCAACUAAAUACCAUGCAAGAGUACAAAUUGAUAAAGUACCGGUAAACGUACUAAAAAAUGUACAACUUUUUUAUGUUUGUGAACAAUGUGGAAAGAUAUAUUGGAAUGGAACACAUUUAGAACGUACACUCAAUGGUGUUAUCAAAGAUCUUAUUAUUCAUGUGUGAGCUUUUAUUACGAUUACAUGUGAUAUAGUGU
Messenger RNA from Habropoda laboriosa, 3060 nucleotides. It is a transcript of the gene Nbr, whose product is annotated as exonuclease mut-7 homolog. Gene Ontology annotation, biological process: nucleobase-containing compound metabolic process. The coding region runs from base 186 to 3029 and encodes 947 amino acids. NCBI's taxonomy places the organism in Eukaryota, Metazoa, Arthropoda, Insecta, Hymenoptera, Apidae. The record is from RefSeq and is a predicted model, not a curated record. The transcript has 12 exons. Gene Ontology annotation, molecular function: 3'-5' exonuclease activity; nucleic acid binding.